Messenger RNA from Symbiodinium necroappetens, 393 nucleotides. NCBI's taxonomy places the organism in Eukaryota, Dinophyceae, Suessiales, Symbiodiniaceae. The record is from the annotation of a GenBank genome assembly.
GAGCUCAAGGCGCUCCGCCACUUCAAAGUGCUGGGCCCCGCGGAGCACGACGGGGAUAUCACCCGGGCCAAGGAGGAUGUGAAGCUUGCUGAGACGCUGGUUCCGCUCGUGGAUGAAUGGACCGCAACCCUCAUGGAGAUGGGCAAAGAGCGGUACGACGGCCAGUUGGCUGACAUCCUGAAGGACCUCGGCGACAUGCCAGAAGCAAAAGCACCAGGGGAGCUGGCAAUCUGGGUGGCUGCGCUGGUCAACCCAAUUCCAGCCCUAGGCGUGGCCUACGAAAUUCGGCCGGCAGUGCUUUCUGCUUCAAGCGUCCGAGAGCGACUGGAAGUGGCCAUUGAGGGCAUCCGAGGGAGCAUCGACCAUAUCAGCGGAAAGCGGAAGCUGUUCUAA